Molecule: messenger RNA, 608 nt
Organism: Nothoprocta perdicaria
Lineage: Eukaryota; Metazoa; Chordata; Aves; Tinamiformes; Tinamidae
Gene: BORCS6
Product: BLOC-1 related complex subunit 6
Exons: 1
Biological process (GO): lysosome localization
Cellular component (GO): BORC complex
Source: RefSeq, a predicted model, not a curated record
GCCACGCUGGCGAGCGCGCUGGAGCUGGAGGGCACGGUGCUGCGCGAGGGCCGCCUCACGCAGUUCGUGGCCAACAACCUGGAGCGGCGCAUCCGGCUGAGCGGCGCCCCGCGCGGCGAGGCGGCGGCGGCGGCGGCGGCGCAGGCCGGGCCCAUCCCCGCCAUCGACCCGGGCGCGCUGCACGACGUGGUGGCGCUGGCCGGGCAGGUGGCGGCGCAGGUGGACGAGCUGCUGCGCAACGUGCACGGCGGCCUGCAGGCGCUCACGGCGCUCAGCGUGGGCUGCAUCCAGACCUACCGCGACGGCGUGGAGAGCCUGGGCGAGGCGGCCGACCUGGGCAUCCGCGCCAUGUACGCGCUCGUGGCGCGCUGCGAGGAGCUCGACCGCGCCAUGCAGCCCGUGCCCGCCCUGGCGCGCCGCAUCCGCGACAUGAAGGGCGCCCUCGAGUGCCUCGAGGGGCUCUGCAAGUAGCCGCGGGCCUCGGCCUCCUCGCCCCGCCGUGGGGCCGGGCGGCGCGGCGCCCAAACGCGGCCCCACGGCCUGGAGCUGCCUGGGGGGUGUUGGGGUGCCCUCGCGUUGCCCCGUGUGCCCCUCGGCCGCGGAGCUGG